CUGCACGCCGCCUACCGCGCGCUCGUGCUCGCCGUGACGGUGGCCUACCUGCUGCAGGAGUGCGUGUUCGCGUACCAGGAGCGCAACGACAUGGCGAAGUUCUCGCGAGUUAUGUUCCUGCUGCUCUGCCACAUCACCUCCAUCGCCAAGCAAAUCGUGUUUCACUACGACGCAGACCGGAUACAAGACAUGAUUCAGAGCUUGAACGACCCCGUGUACAACGGCCCGGAGGCGAGCGCGCAGGCCCUGCUGCGGCGCACGGCGCACGGCGCGCGCCUGCUCCUGCGCGCGUACGCCGGCUGCGCCGUGCUCACGUGCACGCUGUGGCUGCUGUUCCCCGUCCUGCGCCGCAUCGCCGGACACUCCGUCGAGUUCCCCUUCUGGACCGGCCUGCAGACCGAUCCGCCGCUCGUAUUCGUUUUGGUACUGCUGUACUCAUUCUACGUUACGACGUUGGUCGGUAUCGCCAAUACGACGAUGGACGCGCUGAUAGCCACAAUUUUGUAUCAAUGCCAAACGCAGAUUAGAAUUUUGAGUAAUAAUUUUCAAGCUCUCCCAGAAAGGGCUAAGUGUGUGAGCGACGAAACUGGAGAACAAUACGAGGUCGCCCUGAUGUCGCUGCUAGUGAAAUAUUUCCAGCACUACAGACGAGUGGCUCAGACUGCGAAGUUGCUGCAGGAUAUCUUUGGAAAUGCUAUGUUGGUGCAGUUCGGAAUCGGUGGCUGGAUUCUUUGCAUGGCUGCUUAUAAGAUUGCCAGCCUAAACGUACUGAGCAUUGAGUUCGCGUCGAUGACCCUGUUCAUCCUGUGCAUCCUGACGGAGCUAUUUCUGUACUGCUACUACGGGAACGAGCUCACGGUAGAGAGCGACCGCGUCGCGAGCGCGGUGUACAGCAUGCAGUGGGCGCGCGCGCCGCCGCGCUUCCGCCGCCGGCUCGUGCUGCUGAUGCAGUUCGUGCGCCGCCCGCUGCGCCCCGCCGCCGGCCGCGUCAUACCGCUCUCGCUAGACACAUUCGUCAAGAUUCUUAAGUCAUCUUACACAUUCUACGCCGUCCUGCGACAGACUAAGUAA
This is a messenger RNA of Melitaea cinxia (Glanville fritillary), 1071 nucleotides long. Its product is annotated as odorant receptor 4-like. The record is from RefSeq and is a predicted model, not a curated record. Gene Ontology annotation, biological process: sensory perception of smell; detection of chemical stimulus involved in sensory perception of smell. NCBI's taxonomy places the organism in Eukaryota, Metazoa, Arthropoda, Insecta, Lepidoptera, Nymphalidae. Gene Ontology annotation, cellular component: plasma membrane. Gene Ontology annotation, molecular function: odorant binding; olfactory receptor activity. The coding region runs from base 91 to 1071 and encodes 326 amino acids. The transcript is spliced from 8 exons.